AUGUCAGCCAGAAGACGGGAUGCUAGUCCACCUAAAUAUGAGGAAGGAUUUCGUCAACUUCAACUUCGAAUCCCGAAAUGCAUUAGUUUCAAACCGAAAAAUUCUGCCGAUGAAUUGUGCCAUUGUGGUCGCAGGUUGAGUGCGCAUGAACCAAAAGUGUUAAAAAAAGUGUUGCUUGAAAUCUGGAAAUUACCGAAACCACGUUUAAUAAUGUCAAUUAUUGGUGGUGCCAGAUAUUUUAAACUAGCUGAAGGACUAGAAGCAAAAUUUAUCAAUGAAAUCAUAAAUGUUGCUUUAAAAUCUGGUAAAAAUGCAACAAAAGUUCCGCGUAUUGUCAUUAAACAGCGCUUUAUCAAGCGUUUGAAAACAUCCACAGCGUGGUUGAUAACAAAUGGCUUCAAUAUUGGCAUCGUACAAUUAGUUGGUCAUGCUAUAAGUAAGAGUAGAUUAACAAGUGUUGAUAAGAAAAAAAUAACGGCCAUUGGUAUAGCAAAGUAUGGCUGUAUCAAAGAUUUUGAAAAGUUAAAAAAGCCUGAACAUGGUGAAAACCAGCCGAAUAACGCACAUAAUGUACCAUUCAUAGGUGGAGAAGAAGUACAACCAAGACAACGUGGCGAACAGGAUCUAGAGAUGAAUCACACACAUUAUAUUUUAUUAGAUGAUGGUACAUUACGUCAAUAUGAUACUGAAGAUUAUAGAACAAGAUUAGUUCACGAAAUAGCAAACGACAUAAGUAUAGUGCCUACGGUAACAAUUGUUGUCGAGGGUGGCCGAGAUACAAUUAAAAAUAUGUAUUAUGAUUUACGGAGAAAUAUUCCAGUUAUUAUUAUUGACGGUAGUGGAAGAGCAGCUGAUUUUUUCACUCGGUGGUUAUCAUAUACAAAAGACGAGGACAGCGAAGAUAUUAAAUUAAAUAAUAAUGGUAUGAAAGAUCGUGAUUCAGACUUGCCAAUUGACAUUGGGGAAUUGUAUGAGCUACCGAAAGAUAGCACAAGCAGACGGCGGCAUCAGUCAGACAUGCAACAAUUAACAACUGAGGAUGAAAGCAAUGAACGAAAUACAUCUAAGACGUUUUCUAUAUCUGAUAAAUCAUGUUUGCAUAGUCUGGUACAGAAAUUUGAUGCACAUGUAAACCAAAUAAAAGAUGAAUUGGCUGCAAUUGUUUCUCGUGAUGAUGAACUACCUAAGGCAAAAGUUAAGAAACAAGUAAAAGAAAAAGUUGAUGACUGUAUUUUACAAGUUCUGUAUUGUCUUCAACGAGGUGUUCGGUCAAAUAUAACAAUAUUUAAACUGGAUAAUGACAAUGAUUUAUCAACUACAAUAUUUAGAAGUAUUUGUAAAUCUCAUCAAAAGUUAAUCGAAAAAUCGGAUAUCAGUAGAAUGACAACAGCUGAAUAUGAUCAAGCUCGUUUACAUCCACGUUUAAUGCAAAGAGAAAAAGAGAUCGUUUCUGAAAGUGUUAGACAUGAAACGAGGGAUGAAGUAAACUUACAAAAAGAUCAAUUAUUAGAUUUAGCAUUGAGUUGGGAUGCAAUUGAAGUCGCUAAAGAAUUAAUUAUCAAAGGUUCACUUGACAAUAUAAUUGUAAGUUACAUAUACUUUCCACGGUUUUUCGUAGUGAUGCUGAUGCUACAAAACGGUCUAGUGUACAGUGCGAAAGAAACCAUUUGAGGUGAUAAGAGAAUAUUAUCCAUUCGAUUGAGGGCAAAAAGGGUUUUUUUAAUUCAAAUUUUCGAGCUCCCAAUAAGCAGCUAGAAAGCUCGGAAUUGUUUUCUUUUAUAGUCAACAUCCAUUUGGACUUCCUGGCGAAGCCGAAUAUUUGAGUUUUUGCUGAUUAAAAUAAAGCAAAAACUUAAAAGAAAAAUCCUUGAAAACUCCCUGAAGUAUUCGAAAGAUCCUUAUUUAUAUCUGGAGCAAAAAACAUAUUUCGAACAUCUGACUUCUUUAGGAGAUUCACUUUCUGAUGAGAUCACAUAUCUCGGUACCAUUUUUUUGCGUUCUAUCCAUACACUACACGCAGUAUAUACGGCCAGAUGUGGCCACCUCACCAGCCUAUAACUAUGGCUCAUAUAGCGGAUUGCAGCAAUGGCAGAAUUCCUACAUUUCAGACGUUCUACAGAAUUCUAUAGAAUUCUACAUUUUCCCUAUGAAUUCUACAACAACUUUUUCACAGCUAAAACAUGAUAAGUCCUAGUUAUUCUCAAAACAGAAAUCUAGAAAAUGUAUAAAAUUCUAUAGAAUUCUAAUAGUACAGAUAUAUUUAUUAUUGACCAAGUUUGAGUCAAGCGGAAAUGUAUAGAAUUCUAUAAAAUUCUACGUUAGUGCAGGCAUAGUUGCUAACCUAGAAUUCUAUAGAAUUCUAUACAUUUUCGCUUGUCUCCCACUCGGCUAAUAUAUUCUACAUGUGUAGUAAGGUAGAAUUCUACAGAAUUCUACGUUAGCAUAGAGAUACUUUUUAUUGACCAAGUUUGAGUCAAGCGGAAAUGUAUAGAAUUCUAGGUGAGCAACUAUGUCUGUACUAACAUAGAAUUCUAUAGAAUAGCUGAAUUGCAGGAACUCUGACAUCCCUCGCGGAUUGUGGAAUUUUAUUGCGUCUAGUAGCACGCCGAUAACUUUCGAAAAGCCACACAGAGGUGAGCAAUAUCUUAUGUUGACGAACGCCUGCUCUAUAAAUCUCUAUCUACAUUUUCGCGUUGAACGCAACCCUUUCUGAAAAAGUAUUUUAUGGCACUUCUAGAAAACCUUCAAUACUGCUGAAGUGGUUUUCCAAUAAUUAGAUGAAUAUUCUCCCCUAUUUUUGGGUUAAUUUUGUAUGGUAGAGGCGGCUAAGGAAGGACGCACAGUGGGCAAUUUUGACUAGGCAUGUGAACAUUGGCUUUUAAAGCGCUUAAAAGAUUUCUCUGCUAUGUUUUUGUCGAGCACCCAUUAUACUGCGGCACGCUUUUUGGAACACACUUGGCAUAGAAAGAAAUUUUUUUUUCUCGGUGAUAAAGCGUUUUGGAAAGUUUUUCUUGUAGGAAUCGAUAGAGUCAAAGGUCUAGUUUCGCACGAUGUAUAAGUUUUGCGAAAAUCGUACUUUGUUUGGACGAAAAUAAUUUUUUUAACUUAAUCGCUCUGAUUUCCGACAAAAAAUUUACAUGGCGAUUUUGUCACUAAUUAUAACACCUAGAAAAGACUGCCAAUGGCAAAAAGAUACAGCGUUUGCCCAAGUAUAUGGCCUGCUAUUUGAAUUUGCCAAAAGUCCACUUUCGUUUUUUCACCUAAUGCCCACAUGGUUGCCCACUGUGGGCUGGACAUAAUUGAAAAUUUACUAUGUCUGCAGUUAUUCAAAUCUGCGCGUUCGUUGAAUAUACAAGAGGACUGCAUCCAGCAAACAUGUUGAAGUAUCAUGAUCUAAGUCUAAGCCACUCGGUAACAAAGUGUCAACUGAGAAUGUAGGCAUGAAAGAAAGUUUUUGUGAAAGAUUUUGUCGUUGCGUAUUAUGUAGUGAACAAUUUGGUGAACAACAUUUGGUGAAUAAUUCAUUUUUAUAUUAUUUGUCUUUGGAACUGUACCCGCAGUAGCGGCCGCUUGCCGUUACAUAUUUUAUUUUCUCUUUCUUAAACAGUUUGAGAAACUUCUUCUAUGCGUUCUUUGUAUAGAGAGAGUGAAAUCAAUUAAUAAUUGUUUUUUAUUAUUAUUUUAUGUUCCAUAGUGACACGAAAUGUGGAGACACAUUAUCUUCGUGUCGACAAUUCAUUAAAAAAAAUCAGUUUUUUGUUUUCUUCAAAAAUUGUAAACUAAAAUUGUAAACUUCUUCGACUUCUUCUUCUUCUUCUCUCGUCUGAAGAGAAAAGGAAUUCUCAUCAUCAUCCUCUCCAAUCUUCUUCUGUUAUCAUACAAAAGAAGAAGAAAUUCUAAUACUUUAAGUUUAUAAUUAAUAUAAACUAAAUCUUACAUUUAAUUUAUCUUUAAUAUUCUUUUAAAAUUAUAAAAUAUAAUUUAGUGUUUUCAUUUGCAUUACUAUAAUUUCGUUUUGCGCUCCUUCUCCUAAUCAAUCGUUAUCAAUUGAAGAGAAGCAGAUUAUCAAAUAUCAUCAACAACCAUUAGAUAUUAUUAUUAACUGUUACUAUUUCAUCAUUGUACAUUAGUUUUUCUGUAAAAUAUUUUAACGUAAUAAUAAUUUGUUGUUGGUGUGCAAACCGAGCUGAAGAUUGCUUUUGUUAUAGCAAGUUAUAGAGAGCUAACAUGCUACUAUACCCCACCCCCUUCCUAGCAAAAGGUUAUGCACAAUCCUGUGUGUAGCUUAAUAACGGGAAAAAAUUCAUUCAAGUUUAUUUUUUUCCAAAUUUCCAUACCACCUGCCAGCGCACAUCGCUCGUAUUUGAAACUCAAUAUUGUAAUCUUUGUGAAGAACGGACUUUUCGCUGUGAGAAGCUUCCUUAAGAAUGCUUGAUUUAAAAAUUUAGCUCAACAAAGUGUUUUAAUUCUUUAAUAUAGUGGGGGGGGGGGGGGGGGGGGGGGGGGGGGGGGGGGGGGGGGGGGGGGGGGGGGGGGGGGGGGGGGGGGGGGGGGGGGGGGGGGGGGGGGGGGGGGGGGGGGGGGGGGGGGGGGGGGGGGGGGGG
Messenger RNA from Didymodactylos carnosus, 4604 nucleotides. NCBI's taxonomy places the organism in Eukaryota, Metazoa, Rotifera, Eurotatoria, Philodinida, Philodinidae. The record is from the annotation of a GenBank genome assembly.